Molecule: messenger RNA, 501 nt
Organism: Mastomys coucha (southern multimammate mouse)
Lineage: Eukaryota; Metazoa; Chordata; Mammalia; Rodentia; Muridae
Gene: Ubald2
Product: UBA like domain containing 2
Exons: 3
Molecular function (GO): protein binding
Source: RefSeq, a predicted model, not a curated record
GAAGAGCAACAGAGCGGCCGGGCCCGCCGCAGGAUUCGAAUCGAACGUCCGUGUGAGAGCCGGCGGCCGUCCGGGCUGCGCGUGGGCCAAUCAGCGGCGUCGGCUCGCGGCCCCCGAACGUUGGGCCCGGCGGCCCCGCCCCGCGCUGUUGUUUGCGGCGUCGGCGCGGCCGCGCGAGCCGAACCACAACAUUCGCCGGGCGGCGGCGGCGGCGGAGCUGCGAGCGCGAGCCCCGGGCGGCCGCCCAGCGCCAUGUCGGUGAACACGGACGAGCUGCGGCACCAGGUCAUGAUCAACCAGUUCGUUCUGGCCGCGGGCUGCGCGGCCGACCAGGCGCAGCAGCUGCUGCAAGCGGCGCACUGGCAGUUCGAGACCGCCCUAAGCACGUUCUUUCAAGAAAGCAACAUUCCCAACAGCCACCACCACCCGCAGAUGAUGUGUACCCCCAGCAACACCCCUGCUACACCACCCAACUUCCCUGAUGCGCUGGCCAUGUUCUCC